UUCCCCUCUGCUACCCGCCUUGAGUGUGUGAGCUCAGAUUUCUGCCUGCCCAGCCUGCACCUCAGUCUCCCUCACAGCCUGCCUCAGUCAGCUGCAGCCAUGCAAACCUCCCGGCAAACCACCUACUCUGUGCGCUCCUCUACCAGCAGCAGGCCCUCCGCUGUGUCAGUCACCCGCGCCUCCCUGCCUGUCUACAGGGCCUCCAGCAUCCACGGAGGUGCCGGGGGGAGCCGCAUCAGCGUGUCCUCCAGCGUGCGCUCCUCUCUGGGAGCUGGGAUGGCCUCUGGAGCGGGGGGCUUCUCCAGCAGCGUCCAGGUGAGCGGGAACAGCGCAGACAUCAUGGGGAACGAGAAGUUCGCCAUGCAGAACCUGAACGACCGCCUGGCAAACUACCUGGAGACGGUGAGGAACCUGGAGCAGGCCAACCACAAGCUGGAGAUCAAGAUCAAGGAGGCCCUGGAGAAGAGCGGCCCCGACUUCAGAGACUACAGCAAAUACCAGAGCAUCAUCAACGACCUGAGGAAGAAGAUAUUCGAUGCAACCACCGAUAACGCCCGCCUUGUUCUGAACAUCGACAACGCUCGCCUGGCCGCCGAUGACUUCAGAGUGAAAUUUGAGUCUGAGCUGGCCAUCCGCCAAUCUGUGGAGGCCGACAUUGUUGGACUGAGGAAGCUCAUCGAUGACACCAACCUGAGCCGCAUGAACCUGGAGAGCGAGAUCGAAGCCCUGAAGGAGGAGCUCAUCCACCUCAAGAAGAACCACGAAAAUGAAGUUAUGGAGCUCCGUAACCAAAUCUCAAAGUCAGGAGUCCACGUUGACGUUGACGCUCCUAAGGGUCAAGAUCUGGCACAAAUGAUGGCAGAAAUCAGAGCCAAGUAUGAAAAGAUGGCACAGAAAAACCAGGAAGAGCUGAAAGCGUGGCACGAAUCUCAGAUUAUCGAAGUCCAGACUCAGGUGUCGCUGAGCACAGAAGCCCUGAAGGGUGCGCAGACGGAGAUGAACGACCUGCGCAGACAGAUUCAAACCCUGGAGAUCGAGCUGGAGUCACAGAGGAACCUGAAAGGCUCGCUGGAGGGCACGCUAAGGGAAACAGAGAUACGUUAUAGCAUGGAGGUUGAGUCGCUUAACGCCAUCAUUCUGGGCCUGGAGGCGGAGCUUACACAGCUGCGGAACAAGAUCCAGCUGCAGACGCAGGACUACGAGGCUCUGCUCAACACCAAGAUGAAGCUGGAGGCAGAAAUCGCCACCUACAGACGGCUCCUUGACGGAGAAGACUUCAAGCUCCAGGAUGCUCUGGAGGAGCAGAAAACCGUGAAAACCAAAGUGAUGACUGUCACACAAACCCUGGUGGACGGCAAGGUGGUCUCCUCCAGCACAGAGACCAAGAACCUUUAAGACCAGCAGAGAAACCUUCUCUUCACAUCAUUUAAUGUUUAGGCUCACAGACUAGUCAAUAGCCCCCCAGACAGAGUAUGUGACCAUUUUCAGAUCCCAGCUGAUGCACAAAACAAAUGAACACAACAGGGCAAAAUCAGAACCAUUUUUAUUUAUUUCAUCUCGGUUUAUUUAUGUGUGCAGCCGUUUACAAACGUUCAGAAGAGGCGACUGCGACUAUCCGGAGAAACUUCCAGAAUAACUAAAUCUAAACAAACUCAUUUUUUUUACAUUGUCAUCAUCUUUGGUUUUCUUCUGUUCAGUCUGACUGCUGUUCUGAGGUGAUGGAAAUUUUCAAUAAAAACCUUUGGACAUA
Oryzias melastigma (Indian medaka) is the source of this 1750-nucleotide messenger RNA. Its product is annotated as keratin, type I cytoskeletal 18. Gene Ontology annotation, molecular function: structural molecule activity. The transcript has 7 exons. The record is from RefSeq and is a predicted model, not a curated record. Gene Ontology annotation, cellular component: keratin filament. NCBI's taxonomy places the organism in Eukaryota, Metazoa, Chordata, Actinopteri, Beloniformes, Adrianichthyidae. The coding region runs from base 100 to 1395 and encodes 431 amino acids. Gene Ontology annotation, biological process: intermediate filament cytoskeleton organization.